Messenger RNA from Gambusia affinis (western mosquitofish), 1224 nucleotides. RefSeq names its product ependymin-like. Gene Ontology annotation, molecular function: calcium ion binding. Bases 456 to 1097 code for a protein of 213 amino acids. The transcript has 6 exons. The record is from RefSeq and is a predicted model, not a curated record. Gene Ontology annotation, biological process: cell-matrix adhesion. NCBI's taxonomy places the organism in Eukaryota, Metazoa, Chordata, Actinopteri, Cyprinodontiformes, Poeciliidae. Gene Ontology annotation, cellular component: lysosome; extracellular region.
GGCUAACUGUUACAAACAGUUAGCCUGUAACAGUUAGCCUGUUAACUCUAACUCUAACUCUGCCUGAGUAUCAGUAAAUGGAGAUAAAUGACACCUACACCUAGUUAGAUGUAUUUCUGUUCUCUCCCUACUUCACCAUUCUACAACACUUUAUAAGAAGGCGAGUGUUCACUAAAGUCUUUAAAAGUGUAACGAGUAAAGAGGUUUUUACCAGGAUGUAACAUGACCAGACAGUGAUCGUGGCCGAAUGAGCAAAAACCAGAGAUAAUCAAUGGAUUUGGGAAUCCUAAUCAGUUAGAACGUGUUAGAAAGUUCUCCUUGUUCAGUCACGUGGAUUCGGCAUAUUUUACACCAUUACAACUAGCAUCUUUGAUAAUUAUGCUGGAUACAGACUGAAAACCCCACAGGCUUGUAUUUAAGGUCGGCAGCGUACAGAGUGCUUGCCAUCAGACGACAUGUCGACCCUCUUUCUGUUUGUGUGCCUGUUGGUGGGCUGCCUGGCUCAGGAAUCCCAACCAUGCUCAUCCCCGCCGCUCAUGUCUGGAAGCCUUUCUGUGUCCACCCAAAGCGAGAAGCUGGCAGCUUUUUCUAAGUACUCCUACGAUGGCCUUGGGAGGCGGAUCCGCCUCAGCGACUUUGGGUCCAUUGACAAUAAAACCUUCCAUCUAGACGUGCUUCUGCUUUACAAACAGGGAGUGAUGUACAAAAUCAACAACCGGGACAAGAAGUGCAUGAAGAGGCGUCUGAGUACGGACUUCAUCCCGCUGGGCGUUCCUAAGGAUGCCUACCUUGUGGGUCAGUUUGUGAUGGGCAGCUCUUCGGUUCCAGGGGAUGAAAUUCUGGUCAACACCUGGACCGGGAAGCUGCUGACCAAGAGGGGAUUAGCAACGUACGUGAUCAUGGUUACAGAGUUUGGAUGCAUUCCUGUCAGCACCCUGUUUAGCACGGACAAGGGAGGAUGGGUGGCGAUCAGUUUCUUCAACAACAUCGUCGGACUUGUCGACCCCCAGGAUUUCAUCCCGCCACCGUUCUGCAGCACUGCCCAGCUGGAGGAGGAGGAGCGAGACACACACACAUCAUUUCUGCAGCUUCUUUAAAAACCAGAAACACACUGCAACAGGAGCCUAUUUUACUGUAAAAUUGACUUUUAUGUGGUUUUAGUCAAAGUAGCUCUUAUAAAACGUGAAGAAACUGAAUGGAAUUAAAGUUGUGAUUCAUUCAUAA